This is a messenger RNA of Raphanus sativus (radish), 1364 nucleotides long. Its product is annotated as plant cysteine oxidase 5. The record is from RefSeq and is a predicted model, not a curated record. The coding region runs from base 390 to 1118 and encodes 242 amino acids. Gene Ontology annotation, molecular function: oxidoreductase activity, acting on single donors with incorporation of molecular oxygen, incorporation of two atoms of oxygen. Lineage: Eukaryota; Viridiplantae; Streptophyta; Magnoliopsida; Brassicales; Brassicaceae. The transcript is spliced from 6 exons.
AGUCUUGACAGAAGAAAACGCAGUGGGUGGGAGGAAUUGAUUCGAGCUAUACAAAGCAAGGGUUUAAAUUGACUGUUUCGAAAAGAAAGGGGCAAAGAAAGUGAAUCUCCAGAUUGUUUAAUGACCAAUAAAGCAAAAGAGACAAGAAAAAGGAUCAAAUUCUGAUUCUUCCUCCUCCGAUUUUGACUCGAUUCAAUUCCUUCUUUCAUCGUCGCCGUUCUUCUGAUUUUUUUCAACUCAUCUGCUCGAAAGGGCAGGUGCUUGAGAAUAUCAUUUGAAGAAGGUGAUCGAUCUCUGUUGCCCUUUUUUGUAAUAGUAACGUACCAAAGUCCAAACCUUUAACACAAGAGUGAUAGGAGGAGGUCAAGAACUUGGGAAGUAUUGUUAUCAUGCCGUAUUAUAUUCAGAGGCUUUUCAACACUUGCAAGGCCUCUCUCUCACCUAAUGGACCUGUGUCUGAGGAGGCCUUAGACAAGGUUCGCAACAUGUUGGAGAAAAUCAAGCCGUCUGAUGUUGGUCUCGAACAGGAAGCUCAGCUGGUGCGUAACUGGUCUGGUCCUGGGAACGAUCGUAAUGGAAACCAUAAUUCUCUGCCAGCCAUCAAAUACCUUCAUUUACAUGAGUGUGACAGCUUCUCGAUUGGAAUUUUCUGCAUGCCACCUUCCUCUAUCAUACCACUUCAUAAUCAUCCAGGCAUGACAGUGGUAAGCAAGCUAGUCUAUGGUUCGAUGCACGUGAAGUCAUAUGAUUGGGUUGAGCCUGAUCCAUCAGAGCUAGACGAUCCAUUACAAGCAAGACCUGCAAAGCUGGUCAAAGAUACUGACAUGACGGCUCCUUGCCCAGCAACCACACUAUAUCCAACAACCGGUGGCAACAUCCAUUGUUUCAAAGCCAUUACUCACUGUGCAAUCUUUGAUAUCUUAUCUCCUCCCUACUCUCCUACUCAUGGAAGACACUGCAACUACUUCCGCAAAUCCCCAAUACGUGACUUACCUGGUGAGAUUGAAGUGAUGAAUGGAGAAGUGAUAUCGAAUGUGACAUGGCUUGAAGAGUAUCAGCCUCCAGAUAACUUUGUGAUAUGGAAAGUUCCUUACAGAGGUCCUGUGAUUAGAAAAUGAGUUCAUGACAAAGCACAGAAGAAAUGAGCAGAGGAAAUAAGAAUGGAGCUGGAGAAUAAAAUUGGUAAACCAUUCAGAAGGCUACUGGUUUGUGGUCAAAGAGGUUCUUUACGUAUGAUAAUGUUUUACUACUAUUUACAUCUUUACUUUACUAGUUUUAAUAAUGAUAAUAUUUUUGUCUACAUAAAAGAACAAUUGUCCACAAACAAUGUAAUUUAGUUUCAUAAAUUUACGGUUUCAUCGAUC